Messenger RNA from Fusarium odoratissimum NRRL 54006, 483 nucleotides. RefSeq lists its product as uncharacterized. The record is from RefSeq and is a predicted model, not a curated record. NCBI's taxonomy places the organism in Eukaryota, Fungi, Ascomycota, Sordariomycetes, Hypocreales, Nectriaceae. Bases 1 to 483 code for a protein of 160 amino acids. The transcript has 2 exons.
AUGUCUUCGGCCUCAGCUCUUGGAUAUUUCCUGUCACUAAAGCGUUGCGAGCUCUCAGAAGUUAACAAUGAGCUGGACCGUCGCUUUCUAAGCCAAGUUCAGAUAUCCGAGUUUAAGAAAGACGGCGUUCUUGUUGUUGACGAUGUUUUCAACCCUCUUGAGAUCUCUAAUGCUCUUUUGGCUUUCCAUUGCAUAGAAUCGCUCAUGAAGAAUGAGACAGUGUCCCACGCCGAUAUCAACUUGGAGGCACUUGGAGGAGGUAAAAUUCGGAAGAUCAUGAACCUUAUUGAUCACGGUGACGGUUUCAAAGCUCUCGCGAUUCAUCCUUCCUUACUUGUACUGAUAACGGGACUUCUCGGACCCAAGUUCCGCCUUCAUUCGAAGGGUUUCCUGACGAACAAACCCCCGGAAGUCUCCAGUAUCAAGCCCUGGCACCAGGACAGUGCUUAUUUCUCGGCAGGAAAUACCGUCAUCACGGUUUAG